Molecule: messenger RNA, 893 nt
Organism: Strongylocentrotus purpuratus (purple sea urchin)
Lineage: Eukaryota; Metazoa; Echinodermata; Echinoidea; Camarodonta; Strongylocentrotidae
Exons: 2
Coding region: 45-707 (220 amino acids)
Source: RefSeq, a predicted model, not a curated record
GGAUAAAUGGAGUCGUAGUUAGUUUUCUCAUUGAUACUGGAGCUAUGAGUACUAUAAUGUCACAAACGUUCUAUAAUAGGAUUAGAAAAGAUGAGGAAACUGAUCUUCAAUGCACUAAUAUCAAACUCCAGCAAGCUGAUGGUGCACCAGUGAGAGUUUUUGGGACUACAACUAUGAAUAUGCAAAUUGGACAAGCUUAUCUAUCAACCAAGUUUUUGGUAGCGAACAUUCAGAAUGAUGGCAUACUAGGUAUGGAUGUGUUACUAGCCACAAAGAGCACAAUAGACUGUGACAAAUGUGAGCUGAUAAUGGAUGGUAAUGUCAUUCAGUGUACAAACUCUGAUGGAGGAACCUUGCUUACAAGACAGAUUGAUGUGAAUGUGGAUAUUGAUGUAGCUACCCAAGUUCCCGAAUUUCUCCAUGAUUUAUAUGAGAAGUCUAAGGUGAAUAAUGACAGCUCAGAUUAUCUAAAACUUGCAAAACUUCUUUCUGACUACCAGGAUGUGUUCUCCCGGGGUGAUCAUGACAUUGGCAAGACAGACAAAGUGAGACAUAGCAUUCAUACGACUUGCCUAGCACCAAUCCGACAGCGACCACGACGUUCCCCAAUUGGCCAAAGGGAAGAGAUGGAAAAACAGAUUUACGAUUUACGAUGUUACUUCUUUGCAGUACAUGUAAGGCUGGUUUUACUUCACGGGCAGAGCUAAACAGACACAUGAAAGAGGCCCAUGGACGUGAACUAACGCUGAAAUGCAAGACUUGUGCAUAUGAAACCACUGAGGGGAUUAAAUUCCGUAGGCAUUAUAGGAGAACUCAUAACCUCUCCAAAAGCGAUACUUUAGCAGUGGCUUUCUCCGCGGCAUCAGAUCGUUAUACGUUGAAGCAAGAAAACC